This is a messenger RNA of Zootoca vivipara (common lizard), 2624 nucleotides long. NCBI's taxonomy places the organism in Eukaryota, Metazoa, Chordata, Lepidosauria, Squamata, Lacertidae. The record is from RefSeq and is a predicted model, not a curated record.
GUUGGCGCCGAGCAACCGGACACCCCAAAAGGAGCCCACUUUGCCCCGAAGCAGCAGCAGCAGCUGCCCCCAAAUUUGACCCUCUCCGAGGCUUCCUGCCAGCUUCCAGCAAGGCACCGUGCUUACGUUUCUCCUUGGCAAGAGGGGCACCCACGUUGUUCUUUUGCCAUGCACCCCUUUGCCCGGGUGAGGGGCUUUGCGGUGGAACUGGACAGGCAGGCCGGCGGUGGCACCGUCUACCGGGGAGGAGAGGCCCUCUCCGGGCAGGUUGUGGUGGACGUCGCCAAGGCGGUCAAGGUGAGAGCGCUGGCCGUCUGUGCCCGAGGUCUGGCCACUGCCCACUGGCUGGAAGGCAAGAGCAUUGGGAUGAACACCAUCUACAGCGACUACACAGCCUUCCAGACUUACCUGAGAAGGAAGCAGCACCUGAUCCCAGACAACGGAGGCGCCACUGUCCUUCAGGCUGGCCGACAUGAAUUCCCUUUCACUUUCCAGCUGCCAGAAUCCUUGGCUACUUCCUUUGAGGGAAAACACGGAAGCGUCCGCUAUUGGGUGAAAGCCAAGCUCCACCGUCCCUGGGCUUCCGUCAAGAAAGCCAAAAAGGAUUUCACCAUUAUUGAGCCCAUCGAUAUCAACACGCCGGCGUUACUGGCUCCACAAGCCGGUGCCAAGGAGAAGCUGGCACGCGCCUGGUAUUGCAACCGAGGGCAGGUCUCCGUCUCCGCCAAGAUCGACCGGAAAGGCUAUACCCCAGGUGAGGUGAUCCCCAUCUUUGCCGAGAUCGACAACUGCACCACCCGCACGGUGGUCCCCAAGGCGGCCAUCAUCCAGACGCAGACCUUCGUGGCCCGCGGCACCAGGAAGCAGAAGAAGUCCGUGGUGGCCUCCAUGCUGGGCGAUGCCAUCGCGGCCGGAAAGAGGGAAGUGUGGCACGGCCGGGCAAUCAAGAUCCCCCCCGUGGGACCCUCCAUCCUCGAGUGUCGCAUCCUCCAUGUCGAGUACACGCUCAAGGUCUGCAUCGAGAUCCCGGGGACUUCGAAGCUGUUCCUGGAACUGCCGCUGGUCAUCGGCACAAUCCCCUUGCACCCCUUUGGCAGCCGCACCUCCAGCAUCAGCAGCCAAUACAGCGUCAAUCUGGAUUGGGCCCGGAUGGCAAUUCCAGAAGAACCCGAGGCUCCGCCUGAAUACUCGUCUGUCGUGUCCGGCGAGGAACCCCUGGAGACCCUCUCGCCACCCAGCCAGGACAGCAGCGGCCCCCCCGGCGUCCUCGAAGGGCCCUUUUUCGCCUACAUCCAGGAAUUCCGCUUCCGGCCACCUCCGCUGUAUUCCGAGGUGGAUCCCAACCCCCCUUCGGACACCGCCAUCCGCCCCCGCUGCAUGACCUGCUGAGAGGCGCUCGGCUGCUAUUAGAUCUCUUUGGAUGGAUCUCUUUUGGGAUCCCGUGAGGAAGAAGGAGCCGCCGGCAACCCCGGAGGCUGGAACCCCCCGCAAUCUGCGUGCGAAUGAGGAGAGGGGCUCCGGCGGGGAGAUGGCUCCUUGACCACCCGCACCCCCCGAGGCGGCAGAGGCGAUGGUUUCGGGUGUCCCAGACCGACAGCACCCGAUCCGCCGAGAUUUCCCUUUACGGAGGAGGAAAGGGGGACAUUUGCCCCCCCCCCAAGGGGGAAUGCCUGCCUUGUGACUCAGACACUUUACAGCAUUCCCGGUUUCUCUUAAGACCAGCUGAGUCUCCCGACACAUACGGGCGAGAAAAUAGGGUGCAGAAAUUCCCCAGGGAGCGGCUCCUCUGCGGGACAAAUUGCGGGGUUGAGCAAAGGUUUUGGGGUUCCCCCCUGAUUUUAUCCCAUCCACGAACCCGCCGCUCUGGGUUUCAGGGCGGGAAGAUCCACCCGUAGGUUUUUAAGGUGUUCUGGGGUGGGGAAAAGAGGAUCGGAACAGCUUGGCAGGAGAGAGCAAGGAACCUUUGUGCUGUUGAAGGCUAAGAAAAUUAGUUGCUCCAGAGAAGGAUUCCACCUCAACAUUAGGAAGAACUUCCUGACAGUAAGAGCUGUUCAACAGUGGAAUUUGCUGCCAAGGAGUGUGGUGGAGUCUCCUUCUUUGGAGGUAUUUAAGCAGAGGCUUGGCAGGCAUAUGUCAAGAAUGCUUUGAUGGUGCUUCCUGCUUGGCAGGGGGUUGGACUGGAUGGCCCUUGUGGUCUCUUCCAACUCUAGGAUUCUAUGUGGGGUUUUUUUGCCUUUUUGGGUGCAGACCAGACCCCAAAUUCUGGGCAUUUUGAAGAAGUUGUGGGGGGAUUGAAGAAAAUAGUUUUCUUCUUCUUCCCUCUGAAAUUGCAUUCCACUUUCCAGAGCUAGCUGGUCUCCAGGGGAGGGACGUAUUUUGAUUCCCCCCCCACAUUGGGACAGCGGCCUUAAGUUGUAAAUAUGUGUAAAUAUGAUUUUCCUGAUAUGCUGUGGCUCGAUGAAGAACUUACACAAAAGAACCAGUUUCCAGGUUCAUAUUUUUAUAGAAUACUUGCGGCCUUUUCAGGAAGAAAAAAACCCCUCAAAAAACUGUAUUUGAAAACGAGGCUUUGUAAGUUUGCAGGCUUUUUUGUACAAGUGUUGAAAUAAAAGUUGUGAAAUUUA